AUGGAUUCAACAGAAGACUCGCAGCUUCUUGAGAUUACUGCGUUGCAGUCUAUUUACGCAGAAGAUUUCAUAGAAUGUCCACCCCCGAAAGCAUGGAAGGGUGCGGCUAGGUUGCACGAAUUCAUCAUUAGAGUGUCACACCCAGAACCUAUUCAUGCGUCCAAGAUCCAUUUCAAUCUUCACGUAAAGUUUCCAAAAACAUAUCCACGCCUCGCAUGCCCCACAUUCACCAUCGAAAAACCCAUCGUUGGCAUCAAUGAGGGCCAAGUUUCGCGAUUGUCGCAGGAAGUCAACUCGGAGGCGCAGAAACUUAAAGGGUUUGAGAUGGUCUUCUCGAUUAUCACAUUCUGUCAAGAUUGGAUAGAGAAGAAUAUCACACCACCUGUUGAAGUUGUUGGUUCGUUAGCAUUGCAAAUGACGCAACGGGCACAGGAUGAGGAACGAGCACGACGUCAGCGAGAAAUUGAACAAGCAGCAGAGGAAGAAGAGAGGGCCACCAGAGCCGCCGAAGAACUCAACGAACAGAUACAGGCAGACGCAAUGCGUCAGAUGAUGGCGAAGGAGCAACAAUACAAAGCGCGAAAACGUGCCAAUUCAGAGGCUACAGAAGUGCCCGCGACCGUUGAAAUCGAUACGCCUACGGAGACUUUCCGCGACAUGGAAAUCAAUGGUGUAAAGUUCAACACAGUGAGGGUCUUUCACCCUCGAGUAUCACAUCUCGGUCUCGUUUACAUGGCGGACCCUGUCGUGGACGACUUCAGCACCGCCACCCCAUUAGAACUUUAUGUUGUCACUUUCGAAGAGCACUACUAUACAACAUCACAGGGAAGAAAGAAAUUGACCCAGCUUGAAUCAGAAAUCAAGAAUCUCAUCAAUAUCCGCCACACGAAAUUGCUCACUAUCUACGGUGUCAAACUUCAUUUGCCGAGCUCCAGCGGCUCUCCUCAGCUUAUGGUUUUGACGGAGCAAACCCCAGCGUUGACACUGCAUGAUGUUCUGGAGGAUUGUGAUUCUCUGAGGGAAGAUCGUGCUUCUGACUAUAUCGCUCAAAUUCUCACCGCGUUGAAUGCCCUCCAUUGCAGUGGCCUCGUUCACAAAGGAAUUACAACUCGAUGCAUUGGCUUAACGUCUACCGAUAAUCCCAGCCAGCCUAAAACAGUCAAAAUCAGCAAAGCCCCUUUCCAUACCUAUCUACUGGAUUUGCAUCGCUCCAACUCAUUUGGGCCACACACCCCACCGAUACCCGAGGAGCCCAAACUUCCGGAAGGCUGGCUUUCGCGAGAUGUCAACGAAUCAGCAUUGUUGUAUACCCGCAAACGCGAUAUUCAUGACGUAGGCAUUGUGUUCAUGCAAAUGCUGUUAGGGUUGGAUGUGUGCGAGCGGUAUUCGGAGCCUGGUAGCGCUAUUCACAGUUCAUCCAUAUCACCCACGUUAGCGCGACAGAUAAUGUUGAUGCUCGAACCACCGAAGAAGGGGUCGGUGACCUGUGCCAGUUUGUUGACUGACCUCAAUGGUGUGGCCCAGAGUCCUGUCACUAAUCCGCGCACCCCUUUAACUCUGCCAUACGGUUCACCUGAAGGCCCCGACUAUUUUAGGUUGACUCCGAGAGAGAAACAAACCAGUCGAUGGAAGACGGAAUGGGAGGAAUUGGAGCUUCUUGGAAGAGGUGCAUUUGGCUCUGUAGUUAAAGCCAGAAACAAGAUCGAUUCACGCAUAUAUGCGGUCAAGAAGGUCCGCCUCUCCAAAACCCCUCAAAAUGACAAGAAGAUCGAGAGAGAAGUCGACGCUCUAAGUCGUCUUUUCCACCGUAACAUCGUUCGAUACUACACUACGUGGAUUGAGGUGUCCGACCCUACGUCAGCCGCAGCAUCCGGAGGAUCCAGCACGGAAUCAUCAAUUGACGAAGAACUGGAGGAAGGUUUAACAUCUGUCCCUGGAAUCACCAGCGAAAAGCACCUUCCAGUUAACGGUCAAUUCCAAUUCAAUGUCGAUGAUUUCGAUGAUAUCUCUGUCUCGCGUGGAUCUUUCCCUAGUAUCCACUUUUCUGUUGGAUCGGAUUCUGGAGGAGAUACUUCCAGUAGCAGCGAAGAUGAUGACGAAUUCGGAGGGUUGUUUAAAUCCACGAAAUCUCGAUCGAGGUCGGGACCCGCGUCUUUGGCAUUGAAUUCUUUGCCCCCCGAUACCCCAGCUCCUCAGACAACUCUUUAUAUUCAAAUGGAGUUCGUUGAGCGGCAAACAUUGAAAGAACGAGUGGACGAAGGACUGCCUGCCGACGAGAAGGAGGGCUGGAGACUAUUCCAGCAAAUUGUCGAUGCUCUAGUGCAUAUGUCUACCAUGAACAUCUUGCACAGAGAUAUCAAGUUGACGAAUAUUUUCAUAGAUAUAAAGGGUGAUUGUAAAGUCGGUGAUUUUGGACUUGCUACUUCCAGUCUUUCAGUAGACCCUUCGGAUGUGUCCGCAUCCUCUGGCUUUGUCGGAGCCGAUAUGACUUUGGAGGUCGGCACUCGCUUGUACAUUGCUCCAGAAGUGCAGUCUCAUCGACGAGUUAGAGGUCCCCGAGAUCAUUCUAAAGCUGACAUGUACUCUUUAGGGAUUGUGUUUUUCGAGAUGAAUUUCCAAUUCAACACGGGCGCUGAAAGAAUUGCCGUCCUGGAGGAUCUGCGAAAACCAUCUAUAACAUUCCCUGCGGGAUGGGAUCCACACAGGAUCAGGCAAAAAGAAAUCAUUACCUGGUUGCUGCAACAUGAUCCGGACAAGCGACCCACUGCCCUAGAGCUCUCUCAAAGUCCCCUUUUGCCUGAAAGAUUGGAGGAUGAAUACUUUAAAAACGCACUUCGAUUAAUGGCGAAGCCUGAUACCACCCACCACCAGACUGCUCUUGCAACGCUUUUCAAGCAACCUCCUCGUCUUUCCAGAGCUGUUGUCUAUGACCAAGACGUUGAUUCUCCUGAUUAUGCUCCAUUAAAUCAGACUGUCCAAGAUCAGCUAGUCGCUAUAUUUCAUUUACACGGCGCAGUUGACAUGGAGCCGCCUUUACUAAUGCCGAUCAUGGAUCCCGAAGAGGAGAAAAAUCAGGCCACCUUCAUUGACCGCCAAGGCGACAUUGUAUCUCUUCCAAACAACAUUCUCGUGCCUUUUGCAAGGCUGGCUGGUCGACAGAAUAUUCGACGUAUUAAGAGAUAUCAUAUCACCAAUGUCUAUCGGCCAAAUACCGUCCCAGGACAUCCCAAGUUCACGAAAGCUGCGUUGUUCGAUAUAAUCAGUCCGGAUUUAAGAUAUGGUCCUCUAGCAGCUGGAGCAGAGAUUAUUUCCGUGGUUAAUGACUGCUUGGACACAUUCCCAAAUCUUUCUCAGAACUACGAUAUCCAUAUAUCUCACUCAAAGAUAAUUGAGGUAGCGCUGAAUCGGGUCCCCGCUGAAACCCGUGCGGCUGUUGCGGAAAUUCUCAAUCAACCCAAGUCAUCAAUCAUGCAGAAACGUGCUCUUCUUUUGAAGAAGGGUCUCGUUAGGAGUACAGCCGAUGAACUAGAAAUUUUGUCCGAUGUUGAGGAGGAUCUCGAAGAAACGGUGCUACGGCUAGAAAAAUUGGGCACAGGCAUAGCUACGAUUCUAGAACCAUGGAUCAAGGAAGUCAGGCAAACCAUACAGUACACACAAUCUGCAGGAGUCAAACGGCAGAUCUACUUCCACCCUCUUAUGUUAGGCGCACAUAAUAAUCACUUCAAGGAUGGUAUUAUGGUUGAAGUUGUUAGGCGGAACAAACAGGGAGAUGUACUUGCUGCAGGAGGCCGAUAUGACAACCUCAUCACUCGAUUCCAAUCUCUGAAACAGAAACCUGAUCCUGUUUGUGCCUUUGGUAUCCAAAUUGCAGUCGAAAAGAUUACUGCUGCCCUUGCUUCCUAUCAAAGUGCCUCUAUCAAGACAUUGGUGAAAGAGGAGCGGUCGUUUGGGUUCUGGAGUCCUAGACGAUGCGACGUGUAUGUCGUCUCCUAUCAAGCUGGGUAUCUGCAGGAACGACUUGAAGUGGUCUCAUACCUAUGGGAACAUAACAUCAGUGCUGAUCUUAUGUAUGAAUCUGGGUUACCAGAUGCUGAACAUGAAAAUCAUUUGGAUAUAUGUGCCAGAGAGGGCAUUUUAUUUACUGUGUACCCUCGCCCUCGUACUGGAAGAAAUCUUCCUGCGUUCAAAGUUAAAAGUAUCUUGAAAGGAACGGAAGUGGAUUUGUCUCGCCAAGAGCUUGUCAGUUGGCUUCAACAUCAAAUAGCCGAUCAGAAGAGAGUCGAUGCUGCCACAUCAGGUGCCACUACUCUUCCCGAAAGUGCCCCAAACCUUCCUGUUAUCAAGGAUACUGCAGUUGUGCCAGAUGUUCAGCUCGUGCUCCCGGAUCCAAAAAAGCAACGCAAGCAAAUGAAACAGUUGUUUUUAGAAAAAGCUUUUGAAAAAGCUCUUGCUAUCAAAAAUUCUUUCCAGAAUGGCAUGCCUGUUCUUGUUGUCGAUGUCUCUCCCGCCCACUUCGAUGCUAUGAUCAGAAGUUCUGCUUGGGUCACCGACGAAGAAGCCUGGAAAGUCAUCUGGGCUAUGUUUCCUCCUCAACACUCUGGCUAUGCUCAAACUGUGCGAGAAGCAGCCAUCAAACGUAAAUCUGAGGGCCAUUCCUAUAUUUUACUAUAUGGAAUUCGCGAAGACCGCACUCAGCUACUCUCUCUUGCUCCAAAUUAA
Messenger RNA from Psilocybe cubensis, 4719 nucleotides. RefSeq lists its product as uncharacterized. Gene Ontology annotation, molecular function: ATP binding; eukaryotic translation initiation factor 2alpha kinase activity; protein binding. The transcript has 25 exons. Gene Ontology annotation, cellular component: cytosol. The coding region runs from base 1 to 4719 and encodes 1572 amino acids. Gene Ontology annotation, biological process: regulation of translational initiation by eIF2 alpha phosphorylation; DNA damage checkpoint signaling. The record is from RefSeq and is a predicted model, not a curated record. Lineage: Eukaryota; Fungi; Basidiomycota; Agaricomycetes; Agaricales; Agrocybaceae.